AUGAUGCGGUUAAGAGGCAGAGCCUCUUUAAUAGUUAUUAUAAUGAUCAGUUUCACUUUGCUGAUUGUUAUUUAUCACAUUCUGAGUAAUGAGGUCGAGGACAUCUCCUCCAAUAAGCUAAAUCCUCGAUUAAAAAUAGAAGAUGUCUAUCCUUUAAGCGAUCUCACAGAGAGUCCUCGUAGUAUUGCCAAAAAACUGCAAAUAGAGUCCCACAUAAUGGGAAAAUUGAAAAGUGGAGGAGGAAUGUUAUUUGGUGACCUCAAUUAUGGUAGAUCAUACACAGACAAUGCUCCCUUGUUCAAGGGCCAUAAGAUUGUCCACCUUGAUUUAAAAGGUGCUCCUCCCAAAGUGAGUUAUUACAAGUACCUGUUAAAAUUGCUCAAAAAAUUAGGUGCUACUGGUAUACUCAUUGAAUACGAAGACAUGUUUCCUUUCGAAGGAAAAAUUCAGGAUAUCAGUGCAGGAAAUUGUUACACUAAAAGAGAUAUUGAAAACAUUCAAGAGAUAGCAAAUGAAAAUAAGCUCAUUGUCAUACCAUUGGUACAAACCUUUGGUCACAUGGAGUUUGUACUUAAAUUAGACAAAUAUAAAGAUUAUCGAGAAGUGCCACAUUAUCCUCAAGCUUUAUGCCCCACUCAUAACAAAACACUUCCAUUAAUUUAUGAAAUGAUAGACCAAGUAGUGGCUGCACAUCCUGAAGCAAAACACUUGCACAUAGGGGCCGACGAAGUGUAUCAGAUAGGAGAAUGCUCCAGGUGUUUGGAUGCAAUGGUUAAAAAACAAUGGGGUAAGAAACAAUUAUUCUUAGAUCACACUUCAAAAGUAGCAAGAUAUGUUAAGGAUAAGUAUCCAGAGCUUACAGUUCUCAUGUGGGAUGAUGAGUUCAGAGACAUUUCCCCACAAGAAAUAAUAGACAGAGGAUUGCAUUUAAUAGUGGAACCAGUUGUUUGGAAGUAUACUACAGAUCCGGGAACAUAUUUAACCGACCAGUUGUGGGAAAACUAUGCAGCAGUUUGGAAACAUGUAUGGGUUGCUACUGCUUUCAAAGGUGCCACUGCACCGGAUAAGUAUUAUACCGAUGUUGCGUAUCAUAUGGAGAAUCAUCAGCGUUGGUUAGAAAUUAUCAAGAAAUACUCUACUCAGAUUACAUUCAAAGGUGUGAUCCUAACAGGAUGGCAAAGAUACGAUCACUUCAGUGUACUCUGUGAACUGUUACCCUCUGCUUUGCCAUCUCUUGCUGUAAAUUUAGCUAUUUUGCAAGCUCCAGAUUUAAGUGGUUUUCCCAUGGAUAUACCUACUCCUAUAAUGCAAGCUCUACAAUGCGAGGGUAGCAUUUCUUUAAGGACUCCAGAACCUCAAUAUAGUUGGACCAAAUGCAGUUACCAAGGAGUAUCGAUCUAUGCUGCUAUUUUUCGACUGUUUUCCUUGACCCAAGAAGUUACCAAAAUGGAGCAGGAUAACACGUUCAAGGGAUGGUUGAAACCGUACAACAUAAAGUAUUCUUUUUCGAGUCCUAGUCACGUAGAGCGCGCGGUCGUUGAUCUGGACAGGCAUAAAAUGGAAUUAAUGUACAUUGAGAAAGACAUGAGAUCAGCUAUGGAAGAUAUAUAUGACGAUCAUACUAUACAGGAGUGGAUAGAGACAUACCUUGCUCCUUUAAAUGACAAAUUCACUGAAUUGUGGGACGCUAAAGAAAAGAUAUUAGAAAAAAAUGUAUGGCCAAGAAGACCGUUGAAGAAAUCGGAAUUAUAG
Dufourea novaeangliae is the source of this 1752-nucleotide messenger RNA. RefSeq names its product hexosaminidase D-like. Gene Ontology annotation, molecular function: hexosaminidase activity. Gene Ontology annotation, biological process: carbohydrate metabolic process. The coding region runs from base 1 to 1752 and encodes 583 amino acids. The record is from RefSeq and is a predicted model, not a curated record. The transcript has a single exon. Lineage: Eukaryota; Metazoa; Arthropoda; Insecta; Hymenoptera; Halictidae.